Messenger RNA from Clupea harengus (Atlantic herring), 2367 nucleotides. RefSeq names its product solute carrier family 22 member 3 (gene slc22a3). Gene Ontology annotation, cellular component: membrane. The record is from RefSeq and is a predicted model, not a curated record. Gene Ontology annotation, biological process: transmembrane transport. Gene Ontology annotation, molecular function: transmembrane transporter activity. Lineage: Eukaryota; Metazoa; Chordata; Actinopteri; Clupeiformes; Clupeidae.
GGCAAAUGAGCACUGUCCUUACACCUGGAAGAAGUGCACUACAGACUACUAACUGCGACUUGCAGAAUGCCGAGUUUUGAUGAACUCCUUUGCCGAGUCGGAGACUUUGGUCCGUAUCAGCGGAGAAUUUCAAUAUUGGGCUGUCUGCCACUCGCGCUCUUCCCAUUCGUCUUGGUGGGGGUCGUGUUUUUGGGAAAUUCACCGCAGCACUGGUGCCGAAUUGAACACGCAGAGCGUAUACAGGGCGCCUGUAGCUGGACGGAGAGGGAGCUGCGGCAGCUGACUGCACCCCAUGGAUCGUCCGGCAGCUGCCAGAAGUUUGAUGUGGAUUGGAACACGAGUAUGAUUAACUGCAGCAGCAGCAACAUCAGUCAACCCUCCAGUCUCUUUGCAGUCACACCUGAGCGUGAAUCCUGCGACCACGGAUGGGUGUUCGACUCAAAUCACACAAGCGUUGUGACCGAGUUCUCCCUGGUGUGUGACAAGUCCUGGUUGGCAGAUCUCAACCAGGUGUUUCUAGCUGCAGGCUUCUUCAUUGGAGCAUUGAUCACUGGAUAUAUUGCUGACAGGUUUGGCAGAAAGCCAUGUUUCCUUGGUUCCAUGCUUGGCUUGGGUUUGGCUGGGGUGGGCGUGGCCUUCUCCUCAUUCUACCCCUUGCUGCUGGCCUUCCGCUUCCUCCAGGGAUUCUUUGCAAAGGGAGCGUGGACAGCCAUAUAUGUCCUUGUAAUUGAAUUCUUCGGAUCAAGCAACAGGAAAUUUGUCUCUGUCAUGUCAAGAACAAUCUACUCCGUUGGCAUGGUGAUUAUGCCAUGUUUUGCCUACUACAUCCACUCCUGGAGGACCCUGCAGCUGGUCAUGACCAUCCCCACAUUUGUUUUCCUGGCUUACUACUGGCUUGUUCCAGAGUCUCCUCGGUGGCUGAUAUCACAGAGGAGAACCCAGGAGGCCAUGGUUAUUGUGGAAAGCAUUGCUAAAUGCAACAACACGUCUCUGCCAGAGAAUCUCAGGAUGGUUGACCCCCUCACAGAAAAGCAGGAAGAUCUGAACCGCCCCUCUUUUAUGGAUUUGUUCCGGACUCCAAACAUCAGAAGAAUCACUUUGAUCCUCAUUUAUGCCUGGUUUACAAGCACAGUUGUCUUCCAGGGACUGGUGCUGCGUCUGGGAAUUUCAGGAAACAACGUGUUCCUGGACUUCUUUAUUUCAGCAGUAGUUGAGCUUCCUACCGGGCUGAUCUUCUAUCUUACAGUUGACCGGAUUGGACGGCGCCCCCUCAUGGCCGCAUCAAACUUCAUCGGUGGUGUUGCUUGCUUGACAGUCCCAUUCAUAUCAGCUGACUUUCUGUGGUUAAAGAAAACAGUGGCAAUACUUGGAAGGUUGGCUGUUGCAAUUGGAUUUGAGACAGUGAAUUUUGCCAACUCAGAAUUGUACCCAACUCCUCUCAGAAAUCUGGGUGUGUCCGUGUGUUCGUCAGCCAGUGAUAUAGGUUCUGUGGUGGCUCCUUUCUUGUUAUACAGGCUGGCUAACAUCUGGCAGGAGCUUCCUCUCUUCCUGUACGGCACGAUGUCUGUACUCUACAGUGCACUGGUCAUGCUUUUACCAGAAAUGAGAGGAGUCAACCUGCUUGAGACUAUAGAUGACCUGGAGAAAAUGAAAAGGACCAAUUGCUUCUGUAAGGAUGAGAAGAAAGCAGAUGGCAUCAUCUGACUGCACAUUGCUGGUUAUCAAGCUAAUCUACAGAGCUCACCAAGAAGCUUCAUACAGGCUCAUCACAUGGAAAGCUUGUGUCUGGAUGUAAGAAUUCUGAAAGCACAGAUGACAUAUAGGUUAUACAACCACUAUGUGAGCCCAAUUAAUGAUUGCACUAUAGUCAGUAAUCAAAUAGCAUUUGUCUCAGACAAGGUGAAGUUUAGACCAGGAAGCCAUCCCCACAUCUUACAAGUAGUAGUUUGCAGGAGAAGAAUUAUCUUAAAUGCUGGUUGGCUUUUUCUGGGGGCCUUUUCUAUUUUUGUGUUGAUAUAAAAAGGAAUUAGUUGGGAGCCAAUAUUCUGAGAACUCCCCAUUUCUGCUGAAUUAUGUAUGUAUGUAUGUAUGUAUGUAUGUAUGUAUGUAUGUAUGUAUGUAUGUAUAGCUAAACAAUGCUGAAAUAGUUUACAUUGAAAUCAGACUGGUGACCCACAAAUCGGUCUUUGUUUCAUUGUGUUCUUAUGUAUGCUGUCUGGAGGCAUGACAACAGAUACCUCAUUAAAAGGGUGAAAGGGAGGAGGGGAGGAAUAUUUAAGAGGGCAUUUUGUGUUGUAAAAAGUAUUUUUCUCAUUCUAUAACUGUAAAAAAUAUAGAAAUAAAAUACCUCUAUAUGUGGUGUAAAAA